Messenger RNA from Apodemus sylvaticus (European woodmouse), 348 nucleotides. RefSeq names its product palmitoyl-protein thioesterase 1-like. The coding region runs from base 1 to 348 and encodes 115 amino acids. Lineage: Eukaryota; Metazoa; Chordata; Mammalia; Rodentia; Muridae. The transcript is spliced from 3 exons. The record is from RefSeq and is a predicted model, not a curated record.
AUGGUGUUACCUCCCACCCUGUGGCUCCUGUCUUUCUGUCUUCUGUCCUGCUGUUCUGAUGCCAGGUCACUAGGUCUUCAGGAUCUACAAUCAAAAUUAUGGCGACAAACUUUUGUGCUCUUGUUUCAGAAAGGAGAAACAUUAAGUAUGAAUGACAUUGAAAUAAUGUUUCAAAUGGAGAAACCUGGAGUUCAUGUUCUUCCUGUAGAGACUGAGAAGUUUGUCAAGGAGGAUGUGGAGAACAAGGUCUUGUACAUCAGCACACAAGCAUGUGAGAUUCUUGCUAAGGAACCUGAGUUGUGGCAUAGGAAAAUUCUUCAAUUCUCUGAAUUACUCCAGUUAUUGUAA